This is a messenger RNA of Penaeus chinensis, 2894 nucleotides long. It is a transcript of the gene Gdi, whose product is annotated as rab GDP dissociation inhibitor alpha-like. NCBI's taxonomy places the organism in Eukaryota, Metazoa, Arthropoda, Malacostraca, Decapoda, Penaeidae. Gene Ontology annotation, biological process: small GTPase-mediated signal transduction; vesicle-mediated transport; protein transport. The record is from RefSeq and is a predicted model, not a curated record. Gene Ontology annotation, cellular component: cytoplasm. Gene Ontology annotation, molecular function: Rab GDP-dissociation inhibitor activity.
GAAUGCAUCAUCUCAGGCAUGCUGUCGGUGUCGGGGAAGAAGGUGCUGCACAUGGACCGCAACAAAUACUAUGGCGGAGAGAGUGCUUCCAUUACGCCCCUCGAGGAUCUCUUCACCAAAUUCUCCCUGCCCCCCCCAGAAGAGUCGUACGGCCGCACCAGGGACUGGAAUGUGGAUCUGAUCCCCAAGUUCCUCAUGGCAAAUGGCCAGUUGGUCAAGCUCCUCAUUCACACGGGUGUGACACGCUACCUGGAAUUCAAGUCAGUCGAGGGCAGUUAUGUGUACAAGGGAAACAAAAUCUCCAAGGUCCCUGCGGAUGAGAAAGAGGCUCUUACCUCAGAUCUGAUGGGCAUGUUUGAAAAGCGAAGGUUCAAGAACUUCCUGGUGUUCGCCCAGGACUACCGUGACGAUGACCCAGCCACAUGGAAGGCCAUGCCUGGCUUCGACCCCAAAACCACCACCAUGAACGCGGUGUUCGCCCACUUUAACCUCGACAAGAACACCAUUGAUUUCACAGGUCACGCUCUUGCUCUAUAUAGGGACGAUGACUACCUCAAUUGGCCCGCCGGCGAAAGCCUGAAGAGAAUUAAGCUUUACAGUGACUCGCUCGCUCGCUAUGGAAAGUCUCCUUACCUCUAUCCUCUAUAUGGGCUGGGUGAACUGCCCCAGGGCUUCGCUAGGUUGUCUGCUAUCUAUGGAGGCACAUACAUGCUUGACAAGCCCAUUGACGAAAUUGUCAUGGAGGAAGGGAAAGUUGUUGGUGUGCGCUCUGGAAACGAAACUGCCAAGUGCAAGCAAGUGUACUGUGACCCUUCAUAUGUGCCCGAAAAAGUGAAGAAGGUCGGACAAGUGGUGCGAGCCAUCUGCUUAAUGGAUCAUCCUAUCAACAACACAAAGGAUGCCCUCUCAACACAGAUCAUCAUCCCACAGAAGCAGGUUAAUAGGAAUUCUGACAUCUAUGUGUCACUGGUGUCAUACACACACCAGGUUGCAGCAAAGGGCUGGUUUAUAGCUAUGGUGAGCACCACAGUGGAGACAGAUAACCCUGAGGCCGAGAUCCUACCAGGCCUCAACCUUCUGGGACCAAUCAAGCAAAAGUUUGUGACAGUGUCCCCUAUCUACAAACCCACGGACGAUGGAGUACAGAACCAGCUGUUCAUCUCCGAGUCCUACGACGCCACCUCCCACUUCGAGACCACCUGCCUGGAUGUGCUGGACAUUUACCGCCGAGGCACGGGGGAGGACUUUGACUUCUCCAAGGUGAAGCACAACCUGGGCGAUGAGGACAUGUAAAGGAGGAACUGCGUGUGCUUGCGAUCGUCGGGCGGCGAGAUGGGGUGGUCAUCCUCCGCUGAAAAUACCCCGGCACGCGGUCUCCCUCCCCACUUGCUCCUCCUCCUCCUCCUCCUCCUCCUCCUCCUCCUUCUUGAAGAGAUGCCGCGUUGCCAACAGCUUGCCCUCGAACGUUUUUUUUUUUUCUUCGACUUCAUGAUCAACUCGUGUUGUACAAGAUCAUCAGCAUUGAACAGAUUAUCUUCAUCUUUUUAUCUCUCUUUAUACACUUUUUUUUUUUUCUAUGAUUUUUAUUAUUAUUUUUAUACACACAUCCCCUGUGUUUAUACCAAAGGUGAACUCCCCUUUCUUAUUUGAAUUUUUAUUUAUUUUUUAUUUUGGCAUAUGAAGAUGGACUUGUCAUAAAUGUUGUGGAUAUACACUGUACAGUGUAGAGAGAGCCAAAAAAAAGAAAAAAAAGAAAAAAAAAACAAUAGUGAUCUGUAAUGAUUUUAAGGCUGCUUCGAUAUUGCUAGCUCACUCUGCUUGUUUCCUGCCCCUCCCCUCCCUGCCCCCUUUCCUCCCCAACCUUCUAUCCCCCUACCCCCCCCCCCCCCCUUACCCCUUCGAAACCAUGAUCAUAGAGUGGCAACCAUGACUGCUUACUUGGUUGGCGUGAUCUCCAUGCAGUAGAUGACAGUGAGUGGCAUUUAUCCCGUUUUUAUUGAUGUUUAUACUUGUAGAUUCGGUAAACAUCAAUAGCAGUCAUGAUUGUUUUAAAAGUAAGAAUAAAGGAAUAAUAAUAAUCAUGAUGAUGAUGAAGUAAUAAUAAUGAUAUAAAGAGUAGCUGAUGAAACUAGGCAGACCUUUUUGUAAAGAUUUAUAUGGCAACAUUAAGAUAUUAAAGCAAGUCCAAUCUAGUACGUAUGAGACCUUACUUCCCAGUGUUAUCACAUUCCUCAGACGAAAAACACAAAUAAAAAAAAAAAAAAAAUAAAAAAAAAAAUAUCCCCCAUGUAUGCAUGUAUUAUCCACUGUAGGCAUAUCAAAGUUUACUUUUUUUUUUGUGGGCAGAAGGCAGAGGUUGAGAGAGGAACACAUUUAUUUAAAAAAAAUAAAUAAAUAAAAGUAAGUAAAUCGAAAAAAAAAGUAAUUUUGUCAUAAUGAUUAUUUAACGGCAGAAUCAUCGAUAUCGAGACACUUUUGAGAUUACAGUGUUGUGUGUGGUAAACAAAACUCUAUAUCUAUAUCAUGUAUGACUUGCACACCCGUUGCAGCUCGUAUGUCACAGGAUGUAUAUUAAUGAAACCAUGUUGCAACUACUUGCAUCGCUCAAUCUUCACUUUUGGGUCAGCAUGUACGAGAUAUUCAAACUUGAUCAGUGGGUCCUUAAUUGAUUUGUUUUUGUCUGAUCUGGCUAGCAUGUAUGUCGUUGGUGAUAUUAUUUUUUUUUUUUAUCUACAUUUUUUUUUUCUUUUUUGUAUUUUGUACUAUUUAACGCUAAAACUGCUGGUCACUUUUUUGCACAGCUUUCCAACAUUGGGAUAUGCAAGUUGUCCAAAUAUUCUUGACAUCUGUAUGCUUUCAUAUGUAAGUCAUUCCAGGUUAAAGGAUAACACAAA